GGCACUGCUCGGCGCUCAAUUAGUUAUCACACUGAUUAUGGUAUCAGUGAUACAAAAGUUGGGAAGUUACUCGUUCGCAAGAUGGUUACUAUGCUCACAAAGGUUAUACAGAUAUUUGUAUCCUACAAACAGUGAGUUAAAGAGUUUGGCAGGAGUUCCAAAAGAAUCUUCGAAGGGUAAGAAAGGAGGUAAACAUGAGUCGAAUGGGAAGCCGGAGACUUUCCAUGUUCCUCGAAGUCUGGAUAUACAGCUGGAGACGGCCCCCGUGACUCCUUUGGAUGUGGUACACUUGAGGUUUUAUACUGAGUAUGUGUGGAUUGUAGAUUUUUCACUGUACACAGCCAUAGUGUAUCUUAUGUCAGAGGUGUAUACAUCAGUAUUCCCACUCAAGGAUGAGUUCAACUUGAGUAUGGUAUGGUGCCUUCUAGUCGUGCUGUUCUCUUUUAAAAUCUUACUAAGCUUGACAAAGCAGUACUUUACGAGUGAUGAGUCCAUCGGUGAGCGUUCCACCUGCAUAGUGGCCUUCUGUGUGUUCCUGCUGGUUGCUAUGAUGGUGCUCAUCGUCAGUGAUGCCAACCUUGAAGUGGGAGUAGACCCUGCUUAUGACAGUUUCUAUGAAAAUGCCUCAAAGUUCCUUGAAAACCAAGGCUUGUCCUCUGUGGGUCCAGCCUCAAAGUUAAUAUUAAAAUUUUUCUUUGCUGUGUGGGCAGCUAUUAUUGGGACUUUAUUCACAUUCCCUGGACUCAGAGUCGCCAGGAUGCAUUGGGACUCACUUAGAUACUAUGGAGAUAAUAAAAUGAAAUCACUACUGCUCAACUUUAAUUUUGCGAUGCCAUUUGUGUUAGUACUGUUGUGGGUGCGUCCCAUUACAAGGCAUUACCUUACGGUCAGAGUGUUCAGUGGGAUGGAGAAACCAUUAAUGACAUCGGACGCGUUUGACACGAUGCGUAUAAUGCUAGUGGCGAGCACAAUCGUUAUCCGGCUAGCGCUGAUGCCGCGUCAGUUGCAAGCUUACCUAGACAUGGCACAACGUCGUCUAGAUGUGCAGAAGAAAGAAGCUGGACGAAUUACUAACAUUGACCUGCAGAAGAAAAUUGCAUCAGUAUUCUACUACCUAUGUGUAGUAGCCCUCCAGUACAUCUGUCCUAUCAUUAUGUGUCUGUACAUGGCUCUGAUGUACAAGACCCUCGGUGGGUACACAUGGACCGGACUCUUCUAUGAAAGCCAAGAAGUCUGUACCAUGGAUGAUAAAACACCAACAGUGACUGACAGUAUAGUAGAAGGAGAUGGUAUUGAACAGUUCCAGCUUGCUUGGGAGAAUUUGAAAAUGGUGUUCACAGUAGACGUGUAUCGAGGCGUGUUCGGCUUCGCGACGUGGUGGUGCUGCUUCGCCUGGUUCCUCACAACGUCUCUUGGCCUCGCCUACCAAACCUAUUUCAGAAUCUCGUGA
Messenger RNA from Spodoptera littoralis (African cotton leafworm), 1450 nucleotides. Lineage: Eukaryota; Metazoa; Arthropoda; Insecta; Lepidoptera; Noctuidae. The record is from the annotation of a GenBank genome assembly.